AGGGAUGACUUGCAUGACUUGAUCGCAUCGUCAUGAUCGACUCGAACCUUUCCCUUUAAAGCUGACCAUCAACCGAUCUCUGCUAGACGUAUAUACUACAAUCAAAGGAAAACAGCCAUGACUCGCCAAGAAGAACAGACCCAAUACACCCCGGACACCUUCAAGGUGCUCCUCAAAAAGCUUACACAAGUGCCGGAUGACUUUACCCCCGAGGACGUCGCCCAAUGUUUCCGUCACCUGUGUAGGAGCGAUGGAAAGGGAGCUACGGAGGCUCAGAUCGGAUCCUUCAUCACCGCAUUGACCCUCUCAGGUCUAGACGCUUCCCCUCAAGUCGUAGCCGCUUGCGCCCAAGUACUCCGAGAACACUCUGUUCAGAUCGGCUCUUACCUUUCUGGAGAAUCGCAAUCCGAAUCCUCUGCCGACAACCAGAGCAAGCACACGAGUGUUGAGAAGUGGGAUUUCAGCAAGACCGAUAAUGUAGGGGACGGUUAUACCGGCCUGGUCGAUAUCGUCGGGACUGGCGGGGACGGAUUUGACACAUACAACGUGUCAACAACUGCGGCGGUUGUCGUAUCCGGGACUGGUCUGAGGGUUGCCAAGCACGGCUCAAAAGCCGCAACAUCGACUUCAGGCUCGGCUGACCUUCUCAUGUCCCUCGGAGCCUCCCUUACUUAUCCCCCUUCAGCCCUUCCUACCCUCCUCUCCACCUCUCCCUUCCUCUUCCUCUUUGCACCGCACUACCACCCCUCCCUGGCCCAUCUCGCUCCGAUCCGUCGACAACUGAAUUUCAGGACCAUCUUCAACGUCCUCGGUCCGCUUAUCAAUCCGGCUAGGCCGCAGAGGAUGGUGUUGGGAGUAGCCAAGAAGGAGUUGGGGGACACGUUUGCAGAGGUUUUGAAGCUCUUGCAGGUCGAGCGGGCUUUGGUCGUUUGUGGGAAAGAGGGCUUGGAUGAGAUCAGUUGUGAAGGAGAGACUUGGACAUGGGAACUCAUCGACGGCGAAAUCACCACGGGCUCCAUCCACCCCACACGCGACUUUGGCCUGGCGACCCACCCUAUCAGCUCAGUCCGAGGAUCCACUCCGGAGCUCAACGCCCUGACAUUCAAGUCGAUUCUCGAUCCGGCUUCUCCAACGCCACCUCACCUCUCCGCACCUGCAACUCCGGAUUCGCCUUCGAUCGAUUCCAUUACCGAUUACGUCCUCCUACAAUCGGCCGCUCUGCUCAAGGUCGCUGGGAGGGUGGACAAUUACAAAGAUGGUGUAGAGAUGGCUAGGCAGAGUAUGUCUUCCGCAGGAGCUUUGAAGGCUUGGGAAGGAUUCGCACGGAUCAGCCAAGAAGCCACGGCAUCUGUCGCAGGCGGACCGGGCAGGGUGGAGGAGGACGGAGGAGAGGCUGCGAAGGGUGGAUUGGUUCCCGCUUGGUUACAUGCCAAGGGGGAGUUCAGGGAAAAAAAGGAGAAGGAGAACAAGUGAUGAUUGGCGAGUCAAGGAUGCGUGUUGUGCAUCGUCCGUACACCGCGGGCAGUUCUCGAGGGCGAACACGAGAUUGCGUUCCAUCGUCUCUCAUGGCAUGAAAAGUCUCGUCUCGUUUCCACAUCUUCUUUCGAGAAGUGGCGUCUAGGGUCGAAAC
Molecule: messenger RNA, 1630 nt
Organism: Filobasidium floriforme
Lineage: Eukaryota; Fungi; Basidiomycota; Tremellomycetes; Filobasidiales; Filobasidiaceae
Product: anthranilate phosphoribosyltransferase
Exons: 4
Coding region: 118-1473 (451 amino acids)
Biological process (GO): L-tryptophan biosynthetic process
Cellular component (GO): cytosol
Molecular function (GO): anthranilate phosphoribosyltransferase activity
Source: RefSeq, a predicted model, not a curated record